This is a messenger RNA of Spodoptera exigua (beet armyworm), 6015 nucleotides long. NCBI's taxonomy places the organism in Eukaryota, Metazoa, Arthropoda, Insecta, Lepidoptera, Noctuidae. The record is from the annotation of a GenBank genome assembly.
AUGGACGUGGCCUGGGACGUGCGCGUGCAGUCGUCCCACGGAGUAGCAGGAGGAGCUGCCCUGCUCACCUGCACUGUGCCAUCCAUUGUGAAGAACCAUGUCACCGUCUCCAGGUGGUUUAAAGAUGGAAACGUGCUGGCACCGCUCGCUGCUGAAGCCGGUGGUCGCUACAUCGUGGGUGGCAGCCGCAGCGACAUUCUGGUGGUGCGCGACGCCCGGCCGGAGGACAGCAGCUCCUACUCCUGUGAGGCGCAGCAUGCCCUCACUGGGGAGAAGAGGAGGAGUCCAGCUGCUAUGGUUACAGUCUCACAUGCGUCGUCGAGUAUGGCGCCGCGGAUGCUGACAGUGUCAGAUGAUGAGAUGGUGCCCCAGGGAGGUGACAUCAGGCUGGUGUGCUGCGCUAUUGGAAGUCCACCACCAACAUACAGUUGGUUCCGUCACUCCAACGGUCGACUAAGUCCAGUGUCCAAUAGCAUCAGGAUAUCGGUGUCCGACCAAGUGCUGAUCAUCCGCCGAGCGCAGCUGUCUGACGGCGGGGUGUGGACGUGCAGGGCUCACAACCAGUUCGGGGAGCAGAGGAGAGACGCCAGACUGAGGGUCAGGUCACGGCUGGUCGUCAGUGUACAUCCGCAGUUACAGUUAGUCAUGGCCAAGUGUGGUGGUUGUGGCAAAUUUAUCUCUUCGGCUGAUUGCGUCCGUUGCACCAGGUGCCCAGGUGCUUAUCAUCCCGGCUGUGUGGGUUUUCCGGCAUCAGCCAAAGUAUCGCCGACCUGGCUCUGCCCGGGCUGCAAGGCCAAGGCACCCAGGCUAGACAACUCAGCUACUCCGGUUAAGAGCGCCAUGUCUGAGUGCUGCACGGAAACCCAAAGCCAAUUGAGCGACGUGGAUCUUCCCCCGAGUGCCACCGACCUAAAUGUGGCGUAUGAGAUUAGGUGCUUUAGGCAAGAAUUGGGUGCAAUGAGGGAUGAGUUUCGUCAAUUCCAAGCCGAGCUCCUGAGUCUGCGUACGUCAGUAAAUGAUUGCAACCAACGUAUGAAUAAUAUUGAGAGCAAAGUGACUGACAUUGAGAGGCGCUUUGAGGAGCAGGGUCCUGCGAAAUACGACGCUGUGGAAGCAACCAUAGCAGCUUUAAGGGCGCAACUAAACGACCGAGAUCAGGAACUCCUACAGAACGACCUGAUAAUUGCUGGCAUACCGGAGACUAAGGGUGAAAAUCAAUUCCACACUAUCAGGGUCUUAUCAUCUAAACUGGGUGUCACCCUGGAGGAGCAAGAUGUUGUAAACAUCGAGCGCAUCGGUGCCGUGAGGCGUAAUUUCAUCGAUGGUGUUGACUCGGCGCCGGGAGGGAUGCGGGUGCGCGUCAUCGCAGUGCGACUGGCGCGUCGCGUUGUCCGCGACCAACUGCUGCGGGCGGCGCGCGUGCGACGCGGCCUCGCCACCGCUGACCUCGACAUGAGCGGCCCACCGCGUAGGGUAUACAUAAACGAGCGUCUCACACCGGCUAACAGCAAAUUGUUCCACAGCGCUCGUGAGGCUGGGCAGCGGGCUAGGUAUAGGUACGUCUGGACAAAGGACGGACGCAUCUAUGCGCGUAGGGAGGAUGGGGUCCCUGCUCAACGUAUCCACAAUGAUGCGGACCUGGCGCAGAUUUUUGGCAACAGUCGAGUAGCGAAUUCUGGGAGCUCGGUGGCUUUCAACUGUUCGGUGGAAGGUGGAGAUGCUCGUGUGCGAUGGUUGCAUGAUGGAGUCCCGGUGGGAGGCGGGGAGCGGACGCUGAGGGUGCACGGAGUCGUCAGGGCACACCGAGGCAUGUACCAGUGCUUCGCCGAGAGGGACUUGGACAGCGCACAGGCUGCCGCUGAACUGAGGCUAGGAGACGAACCUCUGCAAGUACACUCGAAUCGGCAGAAAUGUUCGUUUCGUCUGUUUAUUUUAUGUUCGCUACUUGAAAAGUUCUCGGGAACCUCUUUAAGAAAACGAGCUGAUAAGGUGAUUCAAUUAAAUUAUAAUAGAACGCGUCGCUACGACUUGUUGGAAGGCAGUGCUGAAGCAUCGGCCGUGGCUAAUAACUUACCUAUAGGCGAGCAUGCCUCCUGCUGCGCCCGUUAUGGUGGCCAUAACUCGCGCAAUAAUGUCGCGGACAGCCCAAGUAUAAGUCAGUUCCUGAACUCGAACGGGGAUGUGGUGAGCUACAUGAAUCUGACAUCAGUGCGGCCUGAGGAUGGCGGCCGGUAUACCUGUAGGGCGCACAACUCCAGGGGAGCCGUUGAGCAUUCCACCAGGCUUAAUGUAUAUGGUCCACCUUCAAUCCGUAACAUCGGUCCUGUGAGGGUAGUGGCCGGAGUGAACACCACCAUCUACUGUCCAUUCUCCGGAUUUCCAAUCAGUGAGAUUCGGUGGCAACGUGGUGGAUUGGACGUCAGCUCUACGGGAGGCCGCGCGCUAUCAGGAGUAGGAGGGGAACUGCUGUUGUGGCCAGCAGAGCCUGCUGAUGCAGGGGUCUACUCCUGCAGAGUGACAUCACCAUCGGGACAAUAUGCUCAGAAAGAUGUUCAAAUUUUUGUGAGAAAUCCACCAAAAAUCGCCGGGUUCUCGUUUCCACUUGAUUUAGUAGAGGGCAGUUCUAUACAAGUACUGUGUGGGAUCACGUCAGGUGACAAACCAGUUUACUUUUCCUGGCUGAAAGAUGGACAGCACAUACCAUCAGGUUUACAGGUUCAAGAGAAAUCACUGGACGAGUUCAGUUUCUUGAUAUUCUCUCAUGUUACGUCAAAACACAGCGGUGACUACACUUGCGUUGCUAGCAACUCCGCAGCAGAAGUUAACCACACCGCCAGAUUGGCUGUAAAAGUGGCUCCAUCAUGGGUGUAUGAGCCUCAAGAUGUAUCAGCUCUUUUAGGAACCCAGAUCUUAGUACACUGUUCUACUAAAGGAUACCCUGAACCGAGGAUAUCUUGGCUCAAAGGUCAUGGUUCUGGAGUGAGUGAUUUCCGACCAGUUUCAAAUCUGGAUCUUCAGUUUUCUGUACUUCCCAACGGAACCCUGAGUAUAGCGCCAGCUGCUCAUCAUCAUGAGGGACAAUACAUGUGUCGGGCAGAGAAUGGCAUUGGGAGGGGGCUCUCAAAAAUCAUUGCGGUAUCAGUCAACGAAUUCCCAGAAGCCCCAGUAGGGCUGCACAUAUCCCGUCGGUCGGGUCGCGGUGCGUCCCUGUCAUGGCGGCGCGGGUAUGACGGCAACGCGCGCGUGUUGCUGUACCGCUUGCAGUAUCGCGUCGUGGGGGAUACACGGAGACCUGACGCAGGAGACUGGGCUGACGCACCCACCAGAGAUGUGCCUGCUGAAAGGGUUGUUGAAAGACAAGAUCUCGAGUCGGGUUCAGAAGUAAACCUAGAAUACAGGGUAGAGGGGUUGCGACCAGCCACAGCGUACGCACUGAGACUCGCUGCAGUGAACGCUAUAGGUGACAGUGACUACUCGGAACCUGUCAUUGUACAGACUUUAGAAGAAGCUCCAUCAGAACCACCACACAACGUACAAGUGCAGGCAACAGCACCAGGAGAGCUGCUCGUGAAAUGGCAGGCACCACCACAAGAGUCAUGGAACGGUGAGCUCCUAGGCUACGUGGUGACAUGGCACGAGGCAACAUCGCUGGGGGACAACAAGACGUCAGCGCUGACGGCAGCGGGGUGGGGCGCGGCGCACGCGGUGCUGGUGUCGCUGCGCACGCACGCGCAGUACGAGGUGCGGGUGCGCGCCUUCAACGCCGUCGGCGCCGGCCCGCCCUGCGCACCGCUCACUGCCACCACUCUCGAAGGAGCUCCGGAAGGUCCGCCAGAAAGAGUGCGCUGCGAGCCUUUGUCAGCGCAGUCAGUACGCGUGUGGUGGGAGCCACCACCUCCAGCGCUCAGAGGUGGAGUGUUGCUGGGAUACGAAGUAUUGUAUGAGACCGUCGACGAAUUGGAGAGUCAAGUCGAGACCCGUCGCUCUGGUGGCAUGGAGACAGUGCUGCAGGCGUUACAGCGAGCUGCCAACUAUAGUAUAGCGGUGCGCGCUAGGACCGCAGCUGGGACCGGACCUACUUCUGAACCAGUUUAUUGUGCCACACAUGAAGAUAUACCAGGGGCUCCAAUGGAUAUAAAAGCAGUAGCUAACUCAGAAGAUACAGUGAUCGUAAGUUGGCUUGCACCACUUCAGAAGAAUGGCAAGAUCAAGCAUUACACUGUUUAUAAUAGACCACAAAGAACAGGCCAGCACUCCCACAUUAUGGUACUCCACACAGAAGAGGAAGAGGAGUAUCAAGUAGAAGUGAGAGGUCUUCAAGAACACAUAGUGUACGAGUUUUGGGUGACGGCGGCUACUUCGUCUGGUGAAGGAGAGAUGAGUGCUAUAGUCGCUAGGAAACCGAAUCCCAGAGCACCAGCGAAAAUUACAUCGUUUGGGCGUCGACUGGAGGUGAAGGAAGGCAGUCGAGCGCGCGUCACCUGCGCUGCAGCGGGCGCGCCGCCCCCACACCGCGCCUGGUCCCGCCGCCGACCCGCACCUCCUCUAGCUCACGAUGCUAACUUCCUCAUCGAUGGACCCUACCUCAUAAUCCUUAAGGUGGACCGCAGCGCGGCGGACAACUACUCGUGCUCGGUGCGCAACCCGUGGGGGGAGGAGCGCGCCGCUUGGGAGCUGCGCGUGCUGGCGGCGCCGGCGCGGCCCCAGCUGCGGCUGGCCGCCGCCGCGCCCGCCCGCCUGCAGCUACUCUGGGAGAAACCCCACGCCGGGGGAUCUAACCUGCAUGGCUACAUUCUGGAGUACUGUCGGUCGGACGCCAGCAGAUGGCAGCAGACUCGUCUCCCGGCCGACACGCGCACGCACUCGCUGGAGCGGCUGGCGUGCGGCACGCUCUACAAGGUGCGCCUCACUGCGUACAACGCGGUCGGAUCCUCGCCGCCCAGCGACGAACUGAUUGUCUCCACUAAAGGAGGACCAUCGAAAGCAUCACCCGAGAAGGACCUGAUCACAACGAACAGUACGUGCGUGCGGCUCAACUUACUGACAUGGGACAGCAAUGGAUGCCCUCUGACACAGUUCUCAGUAUCUGUGAGGAGUUUCGAGGAGUCGUCGUGGAUGACACAGACUGUGUCACCGGCAGCACAGCCCACUGUUAUUUGUGGCUUGACAUUGGCAACUUGGUACCAUUUGAAAGUGGUUGCAGUGAGCGCCGCGGGGACGACGCUUGGCAACUACUACUUCUCUACUCUAACUGAAAAUGGAGACCGCAUACCGGCACCGGCUCACUUCCCCCCCGGAGGUGAGGAGGGGGAGGAGCGUGCGACGGCCGUCCUGGCUGCGGCCGGCUGCGGGCUACUCGCUGCACUGCUGCUACUCGCUACACUGGCUUACAAACGAAGUCCAUCAGCAUCGUGCUUCAGAAAAGGUUACGAGCAGGGAGAUAUCUCAGAGGAGGAGGAUAAGUCAGUGGAGAAGCGGGACAACAGGCGGAACUGUCAACAGGUGUACACGUCCUCUCCCAUCAAGCAUCCUAUUGGGAAGAAAGAUCAACAAGAGAUGUACGAGAUAAGUCCGUACGCGACGUUCAGCAUGUCGGGCGGCGCGGGGGGCGCGGGGGGCGCGGGCGGCGCGGGCGCGGAGGCGGCGGAGGGCGCGGCGGGCGGCACGCUGCGCACGUUCGGGCGCGCCGAGCCCGCGCCGCUGCAGGCCGCGCCGCCGCGACAUCUGCACCACCAUCUGCAUCACGACAACGCAGAUGAGUACACGUUGUCUCGAGCGAUGACGCUGAUGGUGCGUCGUUCGGAGUCUGACUCAGACUCGAGCGGCUCGCCAUGCGCCGAGUGUAACUCCAGCGUCUCCUACAGGAUGCCUGUCACGCCGGGGAAAGACGAGGUGUUCCGCGCAGUGACGGACUCGAGCGCGGAGUCGGCGGGCGACGCGCGGUCCGUGGCGCGGCCGCACGACAAGGCGCGGCGCCGCCCGCGCAGGCACCACACGCCCACUGCGUCUAGGUAA